Ustilaginoidea virens is the source of this 837-nucleotide messenger RNA. RefSeq lists its product as uncharacterized. Bases 1 to 837 code for a protein of 278 amino acids. Lineage: Eukaryota; Fungi; Ascomycota; Sordariomycetes; Hypocreales; Clavicipitaceae. The record is from RefSeq and is a predicted model, not a curated record. Gene Ontology annotation, molecular function: FMN binding; pyridoxamine phosphate oxidase activity. Gene Ontology annotation, biological process: pyridoxine biosynthetic process. The transcript is spliced from 2 exons.
AUGGGGCUCUCCGCCGCCGCCGCCGCCCCGCCCUCCAAACUCAUCUUCGCCCCGGCGGGAUCCGCCCCCCACGGCCAGGCCGAGCAGUUCACCAGGGCCACCCUCUCGCGCAGGCAGCUCGACGCCUCGCCCACCCGCCAGUUCGGGCGGUGGUUCGCCGAGGCCCAGGCCGCGCGGGCGCCGCAGCCCGAGGCGUGCGUCCUGUCCACGGCGGAGCUGCCCUCGGGCCGCGUGUCCUCGCGCGUCGUCUACCUCAAGGAGCUCGACGCCGCGGGCGGCUACGUCGUCUACUCCAACCUGGGGACGUCGCGCAAGGCCGCCGACCUGGCGACCAACCCGCACGCCGCGCUCGUCUUCCACUGGCCCGCGCUGCAGCGCCAGGUGCGCGUCGAGGGCGUCGCCGCCCGCUGCUCCCGGGCCGACAGCCAGGUCUACUUUGACACGAGGGUGCGGGGCAGCCGCAUCGGCGCGUGGGCGAGCCGCCAGAGCCGGGUGCUGGAGCCGAGGCGGCGAAAUGGCGGCGGCCAUGGCCACGAGGAGGACGACCAUGACCAUGACCAUGACCAUGACCAGGGCGAUGACGAUGACGAUGACGAUGACGGCAGGGCCCAGCUGGACGAGUGGGUGGCCGAGGCGGAGCGCCGCUUCGAGGGCUGCGACGACAUCCCCGUGCCGGACUUUUGGGGCGGCCUGCGCAUCACGCCCUCCAGGGUCGAGUUCUGGCAGGGCAGGGAGAGCCGGCUGCACGAUCGCUUCGCCUACGUGCGCGAGGGGGACGGUGGCGCCGACGGUGGCGCCGAGGAUGGAGAGUGGAGGAUCGAGAGGUUGAGCCCGUGA